Messenger RNA from Linum tenue, 3451 nucleotides. Lineage: Eukaryota; Viridiplantae; Streptophyta; Magnoliopsida; Malpighiales; Linaceae. The record is from the annotation of a GenBank genome assembly.
ACACAUCUCAUUUCUCUUCUCUGAACCUUCUCCCUCUCUCUCCUACUAAAAAAAAAAAGAGAAAAGAUCUCCUUGGACCUCCCGAGGAAGAAGAGAAACUGAGAGGGAAGAUUAGAGAGGGAGUUGGCAAAGACCCAAGAACUUGAGUGCGAAAGAGCUCUCUCCAAGGCUUGCAAACAUACCCUUCUCUUUUCAUUUCUCUGUAAAAUCUACCUUUAGUUUUUAGUUUCUUUAUUUGUUCUGGGCUUUUUUUUCUUUCCCAGAAAAUAAAUACCCUUUUAUACCCCAUUCAUUUCAAGAGACACAGUUGGUACGGUUUUAGUCCAAGUUCAUUAAACCUCAAAAAGACUCAAUUUUUUUGAUUUUCUUGGAUCCUUGAAUGGUCGAUUAGUUGGUCGUUGAUCUUGACGCACUGGGGGGGAGAAGUCACUGAUGCCUGUAGCAGGCAAGGGAAGUGAUGGAGACAAGAGGAAUAAGAAGUUUUACAGUGGGCCACAAAUUCGAUGGGAUGUAGAGAACAAACAGCUCUGGAAUAUUGAUUGGGUAGCUGGUCAGUUGGAUCUUGGUAUCUUUAUUUGAUUAGUGCAGAAAGUUUACACGGUUGGACGCAGGUUUAGAUCUUCUGGUAGUGCACAAGGUCGUUUCAAUUUAUUCAAAUUGAGCAGCUAGCUAAACUUGGAACUGGAGAGCCAGUAGUUCAAGUUGCUUCAUUUAUACUAAAGAAAAGAUUCCUGGGAUCCUUUCGUGAGCAUGUCCUGAUCAGCGAAGUGAGAAACUUGGGUUGGGAGGAUUUGCAAUGUCGAGAGCAUUAUUAGCUCUAGGACUCUUGUUCAUAGCAUUAUUCAUUUCUUUGGCCUCCGCUGUCUCUGGCGCAGAUAGUGACUUUGUGAAUUGUAACUGUGACGAUGAAGGAGGCGGGUUCUGGACUGUACACAGCAUUCUUGAGUGCCAGAGAGUGAGUGAUAUCUUGAUCUUUGUUGCUUAUUUCUCGAUUCCCAUCGAACUCCUUUACUUUAUCAGCUGCUCGAACUUCCCCUUCAAAUGGGUCCUUGUCCAGUUCAUAGCAUUCAUAGUCCUUUGUGGGUUGACUCAUUUGCUCAAUGCUUGGACUUAUUACGGCCCGCACUCGUUCCAGUUGAUGCUUUCCCUUACUGUUGCAAAGUUACUCACGGCUUUGGUCUCAUGUGCCACUGCUAUAACCCUCCUUACUUUGUUCCCUCUUCUUCUCAAAUGGAAAGUGAGAGAGCUUUUCUUGAAGCAAAAUGUCAUGGAGUUGGACCAAGAGGUUGGGAUGAUGAAGAAAAAGAAGCUGGCGAGCCUCCACGUCAGAAUGCUCACCAGGGAAAUUAGGAAGUCCCUUGACAAGCACAAUAUACUGUACACCACUCUGGUUGAACUCUCCAAGACAUUGGGUUUGUACAACUGUGCUGUAUGGAUGCCGAAUGAGAAGAGAACUGAGAUGAACCUAACCCAUGAGUUGCAACCAAAUUCUGACAGCCGUCAUUUUUCCAUCCCUAUGAAUGACCCAGAUGUGCUAGAGAUCAAAGCUACUAAGGGGGUUACCAUUUUGAGGUCAGAUUCUGGACUUGGGUCUGUAAGCAGUGGCGGUGGUACUGAGGCAUCUGGCGCAGUGGCUGCAAUCAGGAUGCCGAUGCUUCGAGUUUCAGAUUUCAAAGGCGGUACUCCGGAGUUCAUAGACACUUGUUAUGCUAUCCUGGUUUUGGUCCUUCCGAGUGCAGGUUCCUGGACCUACGAAGCAAUGGAGAUAGUGGAAGUGGUUGCUGAUCAGGUAGCAGUGGCUUUAUCCCAUGCUGCAGUUCUCGAAGAGUCCCAGCUCAUGAGGGAGCAGUUGAGUGAGCAGAACCGGGCGCUGCAACAAGCUAAGAAGAACGCGAUGAUGGCUAGCCAGGCAAGGAACUCAUUUCAGAGGGUGAUGAGUCAUGGGAUGAGGAGACCAAUGCACUCGAUUAUCGGAUUGCUCUCGAUGAUCCAGGAUGAUGAAAAUAUGAGCUUUGACCAGAAAAUUGUUUCUGAUACAUUGAUGAAAGCCAGUAACGUUCUUUCGACUUUGAUUGGUGAUGCGAUGGAGAUUUCGAUAAAAGAUACAGGGAGGUUCCCCCUAGAGAUGAAGCCAUUUCGGCUACACUCCAUGGUCAAGGAAGCUGCUUGCCUUGCCAAGUGCUUGUGUGUAUACAAGGGGUUUGGGUUUGAAAUCGAUGUUGAGAGUUCUUUGCCCGAUUUAGUGAUAGGGGAUGAACGAAGGGCUUUCCAAGUAAUUUUGCAUAUGUUCGGUUAUCUUUUGGAUCUGUAUGAUGGUAGGGGAACCAUUGUAUUUCGAGUUCUCUUGGAGAGUGGUAGCGGCGGAGGAAAGAAUGAUAGAAUGUUGGGGAUGUGGAAAGCAAAUGCUCCUGAUGAAUAUGCAUCUAUAAAGUAUGAGAUUGAGAUUAGGGAGGAGAGUUCAUCAAUGACGGAUGGGCCGAUGUCAGCUGCUGCACAGAGGAGGCAGGCCGGUCCUGAGAUUAAGGAAGGUCUUAGGUUCAGCAUGUGCAAGAAGUUAGUUCAGAUGAUGCAAGGGAACAUAUGGGUAGCUCCAAAUGCCUUUGGGUUUGUACGAAGCAUGAACCUUGUCCUCCGGUUCCAAACUAGACCAUUAUCUAUUGGAAGGUCAUCUGCUUUCAUUACCUCUUCAGAACAACAGCCAACUACACCUCAACAGUUCAAAGGCCUCAAGAUUGUGCUAGCCGACGAUGACAACGUGAAUCGAACUGUAACCAAGAAGUUGCUGGAGAAACUUGGAUGCGAAGUCACUGCUGUUGCUUCAGGGUUCGAAUGCCUAAGCACUCUGAGCUCCGAGAACUCCGUUAGGGUAGUCAUUCUGGAUCUCCAAAUGCCUGAAAUGGACGGCUUUGAAGUUGCCUCGAGGAUUAGGAAGUUCCGGAGCCGGAACUGGCCAUUCAUUAUAGCCCUGACGGCUAGUGCGGAGGAUAAUAUAUGGGAGAGGUGCCUGCAGUUGGGGAUGAAUGGCGUGAUACGAAAACCCGUCCUUUUACAAGGAAUGGCUGAAGAACUUCGAAGGGUUCUUCAGGUAGCUGGGUAGACCAGAAGGGGAGGAGAUAUCCAAUUAUUCAAUAUGAAUAUACAGACAUGAUUCAUGGCAUUGAACAGUUUAUAAAGAUCCGUGGCCGCCGGUGGCCACGUUGAAAUGUAACGUUUCAGCACGCAGAUGGUAUAGAUAUUAGACACUAGACAGUGUACUUUUUCCCUUCCGGGCUACCCAUUUUCCUGUCUAGAGGUUCUAUCAAAAAGGAAUUGUGACUCAACAUUUAGGCACUGUUUACUGAUCAGAAUACCAAGGACUUUACGAAGUAAACAGACACUUUUUUCUCCACUGUGUUUCUUGCUGGUAGGGCUUUUCAAUCAAACCUGAUAUUUUGGUGAUCGAGUUAGCUUG